CGGCCACUAGAGUCCCUAUGUCUGCUGGCGCUUAUGUGUUUACCUCAACAGUCUGAACUGUGGAUGUGCACAAACCAUAAUUCAGACAUAAGCAAACUAUUCCGGAAAUACAAAUGUAACAGCCCUUGUUCUGUAUAUUUGACGAGUUAACACGGCCUUGCAUUGGUGCUACAUUUCAAAAAAGUUUUAAAUGAAUAAAGAGAUGAUGUCACGAGUGAUGAAGAAACGGCAGGCUGACCCCAAUGUGGUUCAGCACGUGUGGUCCGCCAUUGAAGUCAUCCGCAAUCAAAAGCAGAUUGCAAACAUGGACAGGAUCUCCAAGUACCUGAGCCGCGUGUUCGGCGUGCACCCGAAGGAGACGGCACGGCAGCUCAACCUUGCGGUGAAGGAUGGGCUAGUGGUGGAGACCCUCACUGUGGGGUGCAAGGGUUCCAAGGCUGGCAUUGAACAAGAGGGGUACUGGCUCCCUGGAGACGAGGUGGACCCGGAAGCUGAAGAAAGAAAGGAUUGGGAGGCCGAGAGUCACGACUGGUACUGCUUUGAGUGCCACCUGCCUGGUGACGUGCUGACAUGUGACAACUGCUUCCGUGUCUACCACCUCAAGUGUUUGUCCGAGGAAUACAAGCCUCGGGAUGGAGGAGCCCACUGGCAGUGUGCAGUGUGCAAGGGGAGUAAAAAGAAGAUCCUGAAUAAGCAGGAAAUGGGCAGGUAUCUGCGAUUCAUCGUUCAGCGUAUGAAGGAGAGGGCUGUUGAUCUGAACAAGAAAGGCAAAGACACCAAGCAUCCAAUGUACAGAAGGCUAAUCCACACUGCUCUGGAAGUGUCCAACAUACAGGAGAAUGUCACCGAAGGAAAGUACAAGAACUUUGAUGAGUUCAAAGCUGAUGCCAAGCUGAUUGUACACAACACGGCCAUUCUGUUCGGAGUGCACAGUGACCAAGCUGAGAUAGCAAGAUUGCUGUACAGCGAUACUUGUCAUGAGCUGAAUGAGCUCCAGCUCUGUAAAAACUGUUUUUACCUGUCCAACGCUCGGCCUGAUAAUUGGUUCUGCUACCCUUGUGCACCCAGCCAUGAGCUGGUUUGGGCUAAGAUGAAAGGGUUUGGAUACUGGCCUGCAAAGGUUCUGCAGAGAGAGGAGAACCAGGUGGACGUGAGGUUCUUCGGUCACCAACAUCAAAGGGCGUGGAUCCCAGCGGAGAACACUCAGGACAUCCAGGUGAGCGCACAGCAGCUCCAGGUGAAGAGGAGCACGGGCUGGAAGAAGGCUUGCGAGGAGCUAGAGCUCCACCAGCGCUUCCUGCGGGAGGGAAGGUUCUGGAAGAGUAAGAAUGCCCCUGAGGAACCGCAUGAGGAAGAGGCAGAGUCAGGCAUCUCCUCCACAAGCAAUGAGCAAGUGAGACACCACCCGUCUCCCAAUAUUAUCAAUGACCAGCUCAAAGUCAGCCAGGAGCCCAAACCCAAGAGAGGCCGGCGCAGUCAGAACCCCGAGCCCAAAGAGGAGGUGUGUUGCGUGGACGAGGACCCUGAGCCCGAAAUGGAGGCGGUCAGCUCCAGCCAGGAGAUCCCCUCCAUGCCCCAUCAGCCAGAAAAGCUGUCAGUCUCCACCCAGACCAAGCGGGCUAGCGUGGCUUCCCCACGAACCCUGCACCGCUCUACCCAGACCAGCAGCGACGGCACCUGCCAAAAUAAGUGCCAUGAGAAAUACACCAAGAUCUUCAGUGACGUGAAGGAGAUGAUGAAAGCCGACAACAAGCGCGAGACCGAGCGGGUGGUCAGGGAGGCCCUGGAGAAGUUGCGGACGGAGAUGGAAGAGGAGAAGAGGCAGGCGGUGACAAAGGCAGUCUCCAGCGUCCAGGCAGAGAUGGAGCGAAAAUGCAAACAGGUGAAGGAGAAGUGCAAGGAGGAGCUAGUGGAGGAGGUGAAGAAGAUGGUGUCACAGCACAAACAGCUCAUCUCCCAGACCAAGAAGAAACAGUGGUGCUACAACUGCGAGGAGGAGGCCAUGUACCACUGCUGCUGGAACACCUCCUACUGCUCCAUCAAAUGCCAGCAGGAGCACUGGCACGCUGACCACAAACGCACCUGCCGCAGGAAGAGAUGAAGGCUCCGCCCCCACCCCGCCCUGUCCUGCCCAGCCCAACCCUCCGUCUGCUCUGUGAACACACACUGUUUCCCCCAUUAAUCCCAUUUGCACCUGUCUUUCAAACAACAGAAUCUCUGCAUCGUGCUCGAGGACUUCUGUUUCCCCUCUCUCUGUUUCUCUCUCAUCCUCCAUCUCUUUCUCCAUUUUUUUUACCUCCAUCUCUGUAUAAAUUCUUCACAAAAAUCACAGUAAGAACUUGAUGCAGCCAUGGCUGGAACACAGUGUUUUUUUUCCCUGUCUUAUGAUCGAAGUGAUAAUUCUACCUGUUGAUGAAAGUGUUAUUUAAGAGUGUAGCUAAAGGUUAGCAUUACAAAAAAGCAUAUUAUCUACAUUUUGCAACAGUACAGGUCUACCUAAAUUUUAAUUUUAACCUUCAAAAAAUAUGCAUAAAUGAGGUUUAUAUAUAUACAUGACUGUGUUUCUGUAUGUGUGUAUUUACACACAGUAUACACAUAUACAUAUACUGUAUUUACACACAUACGUACACACACACCCAUAAGGGUUUUAAAGAUGAAACAGGGAUUUUAAAUCCUAUAUUGCUUUAAAAGCAGUAACGAUGGUAUGAGGUAUAAUGAAAGGAUUUUUUGUUUGUCCAAUUCUCAAAGAAUAUUGUAUCAUCUUCCUUUAGUCUUUCCAUGACUGAUUUUGGGAACAGGGUUAUGAUGUCAGGUUUCAAACCUGAUUAAAAGGAAAUAAUGACUUUUAUUAUGCACAUUUGGUUCCUUCUAAAAUAUGCUGUCAUUUUUAUGGGGAAAAAGUUAGAGUUGGCCAUUUUUUAGGGUACACAGUUCUGGAGAAUAUAGACAUCUUUGCUGAGCUGGAUCUUGGAUGGGGUUGAAAUAUUUUAGCUACUCUUUCUUUUCAACAUUUGCACAUUGUUUAUUUCCCAAACCCAGAAACGGCCAAAAUGCUACCUUUGUUUAAUCUAUCAGAAAAGAAAUGCUAAGUGAUUAUUUUUCUUGUUAUGUGGCGGUGGGGGGGGGGGGGGGGGGGUGGGGGGGGCGGGGGGGGUUGGGGGGGGGCGUGGUCAUUAGUGUCAUUGUUACUGUGAUAUUUACAGUGUGAUGUACUGGGACACUUGGGUAUGGGACAUGGGGACAGCUAUUUCCCCCACUGUUUUCUUGUAGUUUAGUAAGACAGUGCCUGUUAUAUGAGCACCAUCAUUGUACUUAGCAUGGUGAUUACAGUUUGAAUAUGCCACAACAGAAUUUUAAAAAAAUUCCUGGUUGAAAAGGCAGGCAGGUUUGGAUGGACCAAUAUAAAAUAUGACCCAUUUUUAUUACCUUUUUUAAAUUAUGUUAAGUAAAAUGUAAUGUUAAUUAAGCAUUUAUAAACGGGGGUGUUUUCCCCCUUUUUAUUUUGUUUUUUAAGAUGAAUACAAGUGGCAAUGUAAUUGCCAGUUUUAUUUUGUUGAAAAAUAGUAAGAUUAGCCUGCUUCCUGAAAUUGGAGUCAGCAUGCAGGCUCAGGAGAUGGCACACUCCCCUGCAGGCGAGUUAGCCAGGGAGCUGGAGCAGUUAUGCUUCUCAGCUUAGCUGCCCAUUCGUUCGUUCUCAUCUCUCGCUCGGUGUGUGUUUGACUUGUUUUUAUUCACAUAAUCAUUGCACUACAUGUAAAUAAAGAAAAAAGCUUUUGUUCCAUUUUUUUCCAAUAGCAAGUCAUUUCAAUGUCAAGCCACUGUGCCAGUCUUAUUGUGAAUGCGAAGUGUAAAUGCUUAUUUUUCAGUUUCUCAUCAUACGUGGGCCAGAAGAACACAGUUGUCCUGUGGUUGAGAUCACAGUUGCAAAGUGUCUUUUGUGUCAAUAUGUAAAACACCACUGACUCUUAUGUAAGGGCAACAGAACCUGUACAUUCUUGAAUGUACAGUACUAACCACAACUUAUUUUAUAUUUGUCCAUCCCUUGUAAAAAUGACUAUUUGUGCUAUUCUCUGAAGUGGAAAUAUUUUGAUGUAUAAUCAUUCCAGUCUAACACAUUGCUGGUACUUGCAUGAAAGUAUGUAUGCGUGUGUGUGUGUGUGUGUGUGUGUGUAUGCGUGACCACGCAUGUGUACAUUUUGAUUUUCCCCCAUAUGUUCUCAUCAACAUUGCACUUCUUGAAAUGAUGCAAUAUAAAAAUUAUUUUUAAAAAGUUGCCGGAAGGUUAUUUGACUUUUUUUUUAAAGCUUAAUUGAUGGAUAAAUGGAUUGUUUGUAGUGAAAAGAGAUUACGAAUUCUUGACUAAAUGGAGAGAUUGUUUCCUGUCAGUGGAAUUCUUGGCUGUCCAUAUGUACAUUAUUACUGUGGCUUUCAGUUUUCUAUGCUCUUCCAUUUUUUAAAAUGCUUUGGCUAGCAUUAUAUAAAGGUAUUCUAUGUGCUAACAUGGAACAAUAAAUGUAACUUCGACAAAUUA
Molecule: messenger RNA, 4531 nt
Organism: Anguilla rostrata (American eel)
Lineage: Eukaryota; Metazoa; Chordata; Actinopteri; Anguilliformes; Anguillidae
Product: zinc finger MYND domain-containing protein 11-like
Exons: 16
Coding region: 191-2101 (636 amino acids)
Biological process (GO): regulation of transcription elongation by RNA polymerase II; regulation of signal transduction
Cellular component (GO): nucleus
Molecular function (GO): transcription corepressor activity; DNA binding
Source: RefSeq, a predicted model, not a curated record